Neoarius graeffei (lesser salmon catfish) is the source of this 909-nucleotide messenger RNA. RefSeq names its product aquaporin 10b (gene aqp10b). The transcript has 6 exons. Lineage: Eukaryota; Metazoa; Chordata; Actinopteri; Siluriformes; Ariidae. Gene Ontology annotation, biological process: glycerol transmembrane transport; water transport. The record is from RefSeq and is a predicted model, not a curated record. The coding region runs from base 1 to 909 and encodes 302 amino acids. Gene Ontology annotation, cellular component: basolateral plasma membrane; plasma membrane. Gene Ontology annotation, molecular function: urea transmembrane transporter activity; glycerol channel activity; water channel activity.
AUGGACCGAGUAUUUAAGAGAUGCCAGAUCAGCAGUUGCCUGGUUAGAGAAUGUUUUGCUGAGUUUCUUGGAGUGUACAUUUUAAUACUGUUUGGCUGUGGCUCAGUCGCUCAGGUCACAACUUCGGAAAACAGCAAAGGAGAAUACUUGUCAAUCAAUCUUGGAUUUGCUUUGGGCACUACAUUUGGAAUCUAUGUUUCCAAAGGAGUAUCAGGAGCUCACCUGAACCCUGCUGUGUCUCUCAGCCUAUGUUUCCUGGGCAGGUUCCCCUGGACUCGGCUGCCAUUCUACAUCAUUUCACAGGUGUUUGGUGCUUUUCUGGCUGCAGCCACUGUUGCUUUGCAGUAUUUUGAUGCCAUAAUCCAUUACAGUGGUGGGGAUCUUACAGUGAGUGGUUCCAAAGCCACAGCAGGAAUUUUCUCCACUUACCCUGCAGAAUACCUGAGUGUAUGGGGAGGAGUAGUAGACCAGGUGAUCGGCACAGCAGCCCUGAUGGUGUGUGUUCUGGCUCUGGGUGACAGCCAUAACUUUCCUGCCCCUCCUGGUCUAGAACCUGUGCUGGUGGGAGGAGUGGUUAUGGUAAUUGGUGUGUCCAUGGGUUCAAAUAGCGGUUAUGCCAUCAACCCAGCACGAGACCUUGGCCCUCGGGUCUUCACCUGUAUUGCCGGCUGGGGCGAUGAGGUGUUCAGAGCUGGAGCUGGAGCUGGGUGGUGGUGGAUCCCUGUGGUGGCCACUUGUGUAGGUGGCAUUGUCGGCUCUUUGAUUUAUGAGCUUCUGAUUGCUGCUCAUCAUCCUGAACAAGAUGUUACCAAGACAAUCGACAACUUUCAGGACCUGGAACUGGAAGUGUCCCAGAAAGAGUCUGAAAAACCUAAUCAGAUCAACGUGAUCCAGGAGCAAACCACAUGA